AUGGAAGAGGCUAAGAGAACGGAAGGGCCGGACUGCAUCCAAGCCCGACUCCCCAACAGCGCCCCUUACGGACGGCUGCCGAGCCGGCAUGGCUCCCGUGAGUCCCUGCUGCCGGCACCGAGUGCAGCUGAGCUGGAUCUGAGUGGCGAGGACGUAGUGAUCCGCCCGUUGCACAGCAGCAUCCUGGGCGAGAAGUUCUGCUUCCAGAUAAUCAAUGCUGAGGGGAGCCGCUGUUUCGGCUGCACGUCGGUGGCUGAGCGGGACCGGUGGAUUGAGAACUUACGCAGAACCGUGCAGCCCAACAAGGACAACUGCGAGCGUGUGGAGAACACCCUUAGUCUCUGGGUGUACGAGGCCCGAGACCUGCCCCCCAAGAAGCGCUACUUCUGCCAGCUGCACCUGGAUGGCGCCCUGUACGCCCGCACUACGGCCAAGGCAGCGGGUGCGGACGGGGCACUCUUCUGGGGCGAACUCUUUGAGCUGGCCACGCUGCCUGCCGCACGGGAGCUGCACAUCGGCGUGCUGCGGGAGGAAGAGGGGCGGCGGCGGGAGGCCAGCCCCCUGGGCACCGUGACCAUCCCACUGGGGGAGCUGGCCGCCUCGCGCCAGCCCUUGGAGAAAUGGUACCCUCUGUGUGGAGCUGCCCCCAGCCGGGCACCUGCUCUGCGGCUGCGUGGACGCUACCAGGAGAUCCAGGUGCUGCCCAUCGUGAGCUACAAGGAGUUCGCCGAGUAUAUCACCUUCCACUACCGGGAGCUGUGUGCCGGGCUGGAGCCUGCUAUUGCUGUGCGCCACAAAGAAGAACUUGCCAGUGCCCUGGUGCACGUGCUGCAGAGCACGGGCAAAGCUAAGGCAUUUCUCAUCGACCUGGGGGUGGCGGAGCUGGACCGCUUCGACGACAGAGAGGCACUGAUCUUCCGCGAGAACACACUGGCGACCAAGGCCAUCGACGAAUACAUGAAGCUGGUGGGGGGGCAGUACCUGCUGGACACACUGGGGGAGGCUAUUGCCCAGUUGUACGAGUCGGAGGAUAGCUGUGAAGUUGACCCCAGCAAGUGUGCAGCCAAUGACCUGUCUGACAACCAGAACAACCUGCGGCAGGCGUGUGAGGAGGUCUUCCAGAGAAUCAUCAACUCCUGCGACGCCUUCCCAGCGGAGCUCAGCGAGAUCUUUGCAGCGUGGCAGGGGGAGUGCCUGGAGCGGGACAAGGAGGACAUUGGGCAGCGACUCAUCUCGGCCUCGCUCUUCCUGCGCUUCCUGUGCCCGGCCAUCAUGUCCCCCAGCCUGUUUGGCCUCACCCAGGAGUACCCAGAUGAUGCCACCUCCCGCACCCUCACCCUGGUGGCAAAAGUCAUCCAGAACCUGGCCAAUUUUGCUACGUUCGGUGAGAAGGAGGCGUACAUGGGGUUCAUGAACGAAUUCCUGAAGCACAACUGGAGCCGCAUGAAGUCGUUCCUGCAGAGCGUGGCCAACCCUGACUGCAGUGCCCACCUGGUGGCUUACGACGGCUAUGUGGACCUGGCGCUGGAGCUCUCCACCCUGCACUCGCUGCUCUGCGACAUAUUCACCGGCCUGGACCAGCGAACGAGGGAGCAGUUAGAGCCCCUGCCGACCAUCCUCAAUGCCAUCAAAGAGGGGACGCCAGUGCCUGUCUCCAUCAAACUUGGCCCCGGCAUGGACAGAUUUUCUGGCUACAGCUGCCUGUGA
Terrapene triunguis (Three-toed box turtle) is the source of this 1707-nucleotide messenger RNA. RefSeq names its product RAS protein activator like 3 (gene RASAL3). The transcript has 10 exons. NCBI's taxonomy places the organism in Eukaryota, Metazoa, Chordata, Testudines, Emydidae. The record is from RefSeq and is a predicted model, not a curated record. The coding region runs from base 1 to 1707 and encodes 568 amino acids. Gene Ontology annotation, biological process: regulation of GTPase activity.